Molecule: messenger RNA, 2185 nt
Organism: Nelumbo nucifera (sacred lotus)
Lineage: Eukaryota; Viridiplantae; Streptophyta; Magnoliopsida; Proteales; Nelumbonaceae
Source: RefSeq, a predicted model, not a curated record
UCAUCUGUUCACUGCUCCCUCUUCCUUUUUUCUAGUCUGCAAAUCCCAGUAUGGACAUUAGAUAUUGGCUUCGCUGCAACAUGGGAACGUUGUACGUGGGCCUUGUUAUCUACUAUUAUUAUUUGUGUUUGUGCAUUUGGGGGUGCCAAGUUCAAGGGUGUAUGGAGGAGGAAAGAUUAGCUCUCUUACAGUUCAAAGAUUCACUCAACCACAACAAUCAUGCAAAUAAUUGGGUUGGAGACAAUUGCUGUGAAUGGAAAGGGGUGGAGUGUGAUGACUCAUCUUCUUCAACAUCCCGAGUGGUUGGAAUUGAUAUUUCUGAUGAACUAGGAGAUGCAGGAGUAGAAAAAUGGUACCCAAAUGCUACCAUUUUUACUCACUUACAACACUUGCAAUCCCUAAAUUUGGCUGACAACAACAUUGGAGGUUGGAUCAUGCCACAAGCAUUAUGUGAAUUGCACAAUCUCAAGUAUCUAGAUGUGAGUGGGAACAAUCUUAGCAACUAUGGACUCCCUGGGUGCCUAGGACGUGCUCUUCCCUACUUGGCUCGGAAUCAACGCAAUAUCUCCUCUUCGCUAUUAACAGCAUUCUGUGGAGCGAAAAACCUGUCACUUUAUCUAAGUGUAGAUGAUCUAACUGAUGAAAGCUUACCCCCUUGCCUUUUGGACAUGAAUGGCUCUUCUACAAUAUUUGGGAUUAAAGAUCUCCACUUCAAGGGUGAUACUCUGCAGGAACGGGAUUUGGGAACUACGGAACUUGACAGAGCUGCAUCUUUAUGAAAAUCAUUUGGAUGGAGUUUUCUCCUUCCACAAUCUUACUAAUCUUUCUAAACUAAAAACUAUUGACCUUGCAAACAAUGUCCUACUGGAGAUUGAGACUGAGCUACCAAAUUGGGUUCCAUCCUUCCAAUUGAGAAAUUUAAAUCUAGAAAACUGCAAAACCAUCAAUAAAGGCAGCCGCUAUAUCAUUCCCAUCAUUCCUUUCCAACUGUUGUACAAUAACACUCGACUUGAUUUAUUGUCAUUGAGUGAUAACUUUCUAAGUGGCCACUUUCCCAUGCCUCUUCAAAAUGAAACGUCAAACCUUUCUAUUCUUGACAUUUCAAACAACCAAAUUCAAGGACACCUUCCUUCAAACAUUAAAGGUCUCUUUCCACAGUUGGAAUUCCUUAGCGUGUCCAUGAACCGACUUGGAGGAAGCAUUCCUCCCUCAUUUGGCAACUUGGUGGAAACACUAGACUUGUCUCACAAUGCCUUCAUAGGUGUGGUACCCAAAGGACUAACCCAAAAUAACACUAAUUAGCAAGAGUUGAUCUUGUCAGGAAACAAGUUGCGUGCUUUUCCAAAAUUUUUCGGUAUGACCAAACUAACUAAUUUACAACUUGAUGGCAAUAUGUUCACAGAGUCCAUUUUCUUCAAUGCCUCCACUAGUGUUCCAUCUUUACAAGUACUAGACUUAAGUAGGAAUCAGUUGUCAGGUUAUUUUUCAAAUUGGCUGCCCAUACUCCCUAACUCGGGUUCUCUUCUGUUGAGAGGAAAUGAUCUUAUAGGUCCCAUUCCAGUGUCACUGUGCCAAAUGCAACAAUUACAUACCUUGGAUCUUUCACAUAACCAUCUCUCUGGGAGCAUACCUUCUUGUCUCCACAAUAUUACCUCAUGGAAGACAGUGGUUCCAUUUUAUGUAGGGUCAGAUGGUGAGUAUGGAAAAGUUAUAUCUGGCGAUUACAAAAUUACUUUUUUCACAAAGCACAACACAUACGUCUACCAAGGUGAACCUCGCAUCUACAUGACUGGAAUGGACCUGUCAGUAAACAGACUAUCGGGCAGUAUUCCAACUGAAAUAGGAGAUUUGAUAGCACUUCACUCAUUAAAUCUGUCCAAUAAUCUUCUAACAGGCCAUAUUCCCACUUCCUUUCAAAAGCUUCAACAGUUGGAGAGCUUGGAUCUUUCUCAUAACAGCUUAGUAGGAAAUAUCCCUCCUCAAAUAAUUCAACUCCAUUCCUUAUCUACCUUCAGUGUUGCCUUCAAUCAUCUGUCAGGCAAGAUCCCAUAUACAGAUAACUUUCAAACUUUCACUGAAAGUAGUUAUAUUGGAAACUCAGAGCUUUGUGGGCCACCAUUGCUAGUCAAUUGUUCAUUGCCAUCCAUCCUUUCACCACAAGACAACAAUAGCAAUAUUGGAGAAA